Messenger RNA from Carcharodon carcharias (great white shark), 2308 nucleotides. It is a transcript of the gene sap30l, whose product is annotated as sap30-like. Gene Ontology annotation, biological process: regulation of DNA-templated transcription. Gene Ontology annotation, molecular function: transcription coregulator activity; protein binding. The coding region runs from base 842 to 1375 and encodes 177 amino acids. The transcript has 4 exons. The record is from RefSeq and is a predicted model, not a curated record. NCBI's taxonomy places the organism in Eukaryota, Metazoa, Chordata, Chondrichthyes, Lamniformes, Lamnidae. Gene Ontology annotation, cellular component: histone deacetylase complex.
AAGGAACUACAAUUCCCGUGGUGCACGGCGGCGAAGGCGGUCAGCCCCUCCCCUCCCCGGGUUUGGAACGCUGGUAAUGUAUCAAUGCAGGGGCAUUAUUUCCUGAUUCCAUUUGGAACGUUGGUACAUGGCAACAGCUGUUCGCCAGAAGCAGCCCAAGUACUGCAGGCAAAGUCUUCCUGCAGCGGGCGGACGUCAAUGUAAUUUAUUAUAUUUUGCUGUUGUCGUGUGUGUUUUUGUUUCCAUUCUCCUCCCCUUACCAUUUUUUUAAAAAGGGGGAAAAAAGCGUGUGUAAUACGUAUGGUGCGCUGCUUUAUUAUCCAUUUAAGCUCGAGGUUUGUAUUGUACGUGUCCAAGGCUGAAUGAAAACACCAUACUUUAAUCCUGGUGGAUAAUUUUCUUUUUCUCUUCCAGCCUCCCCGCUCCCCCCCUUUUUUUUAUUUCUCUUCUACAAAGACGCGCAUUAUCGGCGCAAGAAAGCGAAUAAUUGUUGUAAAGGGCUUUGCAUGGAGCAGCUCGGCCAUUGUGAGCUUCUUGGAGAGUUGUAAUUUUUGUUUAAAAACAAGAAUUAAACCCCCUCCCUCCCACUGCGAAAGUUGCAAUGUGAGUUCUUUAACCCGGCGUUAAAGAGAGACUUUCUGCCAUAUUGAAUUCUAUAUAUAUAUGUAUAUAUUUUAGAAAGAGUUCUUUUUUCGUUGUUCGUUGUGGAACUAAGUGCUGCCGCCGGUCUCGAACCCACACACUUGCGUUGAGUUGAUAGACCCGUUCUCUGAAAGGGGGAGGGGGGUGUUUGAGGGAAACAAGAAAAGGGUUUUCAUAAGGAGAGAGGGAGAGAAAAAAAAUGAACGGUUUUAGUACCGAGGAAGACAGCCGGGAUGGCGGCGCCGGGGCUCCAGGAUUUGGCCACAUUUGUUGUUUGGUUGAUGAUGGAGAGAGGUGCAACCGCCCUGCCGGCAACGCCAGCUUCAGCAAGAGGAUCCAGAAAAGUAUUUCACAGAAGAAACUCAAACUGGAAACCGACAAGAACGUUCGACAUCUGUACAUAUGUGACUUUCACAAAAGUUUCAUACAAAGUGUGCGAAAUAAGAGGAAGAGGAAAGGUAGUGAUGAUGAUGGGGGUGAUUCACCAGAUCACGAUGCGGAAUCCCCAGAGGUUGAUUUGUUUCAAUUGCAAGUAAACACACUGAGGCGUUACAAGAGACACUUCAAACUACAGACCAGACCUGGACUAAAUAAAGCUCAGCUAGCUGAGACGAUCAGUCGUCAUUUUAGGACCAUUCCAGUCAAUGAAAAGGAAACUCUAGCCUAUUUUAUCUACAUGGUGAAGAAUGACAAAAUCAGGCAUGAUCAGAAACCUGACAGCAGCAUUCACUGAAACAGACAUUAACUCUGCUUUUAUUGAUCACGUGAUCAUGCAGGGACAGGAGUUCCGCUUCUGAAGUCAGUCGUACUUAAGCAUUUUAUUCUUUAAAAGCAGCAGCUGAAAUUGGCCUGUGAUUAUUUUUUUUGUUUUUUUUACAUAAAAAGAUUUCAAUUUGCAAUUAUGAUUUGGCAGUCUCAGAAUUUUAAUAUCUAGGAUAUGUUAGUUAAAUAGAGCCACAAAAACAAAGCAGGUUCUCUUUUUGUGUAUUUUAUUUUUUGCUCUUGAAUGAGGUCACAUUUUGAGAGAAAAUGACACUUUAAAAAAGUGCUUUGAGGAGGUGCUGCAGGAACUGGAGACCUCUUUACUGUUUUGAUUUUAUUUUUUUUGCCCCUUCCUAUUGGAAGCCACCUGGUUCCAAUUCUGUGCAACCCUGCACAUUUAGGAGAUGGGCAAAGUUGCAAGGUGCAGGAAUUUCAGCUCUGUGCCACAGUAAUGUCAUGGCAACCGCACAUAGCGCGGUUUUUAUUUUUUUUAAACUUGGCUGUCAUGGGAAUUCGUAGCAAGAAAAUUCAACUGGGGGGAAAAAGAAAGCACGCAAUCAAGAAUGUCGUACCGCUUAUUAAUCCUUUUAUUUUGUGCUGUAAAACAUUUAUUCUAGUUGGAAGUGAACUUUUGCCCUGUCUGCAAUACAGUGAUCGAUUGUAAAGUUUGAACUUUCUUGUGCAGCGGGAUCAUAAGAUUGAUUACAGUGUUAAUUUUCCCCGUGUGCACAAAUAUACAAUGUACUGUACAAUGACACUGUCAGAAUUUUUUUGUAAUAUUUACACUUGUCGGCUUCAGUGGGGUUGGGGGUGUGGUUACAGAGGUAUCGGUUUGUUUACUGCUGUACCUUGCGGGCUACUUAAGACCUGAUUGUCAAUUUUGCAUUAAACAGAUGUGCACAAA